UGUUGUACGAGGUUUUUGAUCAUGUACUUUUGCACGUUUGGUUUACUUUUAUUACUUGUUAUUGUUUAUUCCCUCCUUUCAAAUUCUGUUUACCUCAAAAAAUCUAGCUUUGAUCCUGAUGUAGCCGAUAUACUCUAUCAUGGCGAUGCAGCAUCUUCAUCAGGCGUAAUCGAGUUAAUUAACAGUCACAUUUAUAUAUGUCGUGUCGGUUGGGCCACCUUGGCUAAGAGAGUCCCGCUUUGGGACUCAAAUUCUGGGCAGGUUUCGGAUUUCACAACUCAUUUCACUUUCAUCAUUGGCACUCAAGGUCAGUCUCAGUCCACAUAUGGCGAUGGCCUCGCCUUUUUUCUUUCUGCUGCUGGAUUUGAAAUCCCACCAAAUUCCGCUGGUGGGUUUUUAGGCCUUUUUAAUACUUCAACAAUUGAUGAUACUUCUAAGAAUCAAAUUGUUAUGGUGGAAUUUGAUUCAUUUCGAAAUGCAGAAUGGGAUCCGCAGCCUGUAAUGGGACAUGUGGGUAUAAAUAGCAAAUCUCUUAGUUCUGUUGUUUAUACUGGUUGGAAUGCGAGUUUUCAUAGCGGAGAUACUGCUGAUGUGUGGAUUUCUUACAGUGGUAGUAGUAAAAAUUUGAGUGUUUCAUGGUCUCACAAAAACACCGUAAAUCCUCAAGAAAAUUCUAGUUUACAUUGUGUAAUUGAUCUCACCAAGGUUUUGCCUGAGUUUGUUUCUAUUGGUUUUUCAGCUGCUACAGGCGCAAUCCAGGAAAGUGUUCAAAUUCUUUCAUGGGAAUUCAACUCCACCUUGGAAAUAAAUGAAUAAACUGAAAAAUUUUCAAAAAAGACAAGAACAAUAGUUGGAGUUUCAGUUUCUUUAUGUCUUCUCGGAACUGUGGCAGUAGUAGGAAUUUUGAUUUCCUGGAGGAGGAAAAGAAUAAGAGCGGUGAAA
Molecule: messenger RNA, 942 nt
Organism: Jatropha curcas
Lineage: Eukaryota; Viridiplantae; Streptophyta; Magnoliopsida; Malpighiales; Euphorbiaceae
Source: RefSeq, a predicted model, not a curated record